Molecule: messenger RNA, 2662 nt
Organism: Amoebophrya sp. A25
Lineage: Eukaryota; Dinophyceae; Syndiniales; Amoebophryaceae
Source: the annotation of a GenBank genome assembly
CCCUUUGCGUGACAGUAGGGUGCGCUACGAGUGGUGCGACGCACUGGACGGGGAGCUGCUUGGGGGUAGCCACUCCGUAAAUGCGCUUCUCUUACGGGGGUACCAAGAAGCCAUCGGCCACAUGACACCAUCUUUCAGCAUUUGAGACUCACCACCAGCACACCAUUUGAACCGCACCGUAACUCCGCGGGUAGUUGCACAGUAACUUUCUUCCUGGAAAUUAGAGCUGAAUAUACUUUCUAAAAGAUGGCUUUUCUGUGCCUCUAAUGUCCCAGCAACAGCAGAACCUUUUUCAGCUUCCCGGGGCCCGCGUCGCACUGCCGGGGAUGGCUGUACGCAGUGUCAGCAAGCGGGUCGAUCUGGGCCUGAAUCCUUGCGCGGCGGAAACUAAUCUUCAGCGGACUAAUUCUAUGGACGAGGAGGUGCAAGACAGCAGGUGCAAAGAUUCUACGGGGAUACAAGAACGUCGUCAGAGCUUAAGGAGCAAUACGGAAGACAUGCUACGUCGUCGCGGUCGACCAGAGAUGGGCGCAACAAUUCUUGUGAAGCGUGCCGUAGACGUGCCCUUGCAGUUUGGCCGGGUUCCGCUAGUCGUCACGAUUUUUAUUGACGACGAGCAGCCGGACAAGCCACUGUUGUGCGGCCGAGCUUUGGCUCGACGACUACGAGUUUUACAAGGCAAAGACGUCGUGGAGAUAAAUUCGAUUAAGGCUGUUGCUAAUUUAUCUCUGCUGGUUGCAUCUCUGAGAGGCCUGCCAUUUCUUGAACAGAGGAACAAUGCAGGUCUAAGAUGAUGAUGAGUGCUUAUACUGGAACUGGACAGCCCUAAGUCUACGGCACACGGGCCGCCGGUUGGUUGUGUAGGUGAUUCUGGUACUCCUCUCGAAAGUGCUGAAGCUGAUGGUCGUGCUUUUGGAGAACGCGGUACCGACGAUCUUUUAUGUUCAGAUAUGAAUCGAGGUCCUCGAGAUCAAGCGACUCAAGGUCCAGAUCCGUCCAUGCUCCUCGCCACGCGGGCCCGAAAGCAUCGAGACCAGCGGAUACCCCACACUGUGGCUGCAGAUUGCUGGCACCGUGUCUUGACGUGGCUGUUCACUACAUGGCAGUACUCAGAGUCCUUCCGUGAAUUGUGGCAACCGCGGACUCCGUUCGCUACUUUCUUUUAAGAGGCCCAUCCUCAUGAUGAUGCUGUGUUUCCAUACAUCUUAGCGUUAAUUGUUUGCUAGUCAGCGAGCCUUCCUGAUAUAUAAUCUUACGCUCUUUAAUAUCUUUUUAUCCGUUUCCUUCUCAGAAUGCCGAUUCUGACAAGAUGGGGCAGUUAGAAAAUGAAUCGGUCUGAGUCUACUUUAAUUCGUGGACGCUGCCUUUCAAGAGGAGUUCGGAUUAGAAAGCGCACUUUUCGACGAUCGCGUGGCUCAGGAGAGCGUCCCACGACUUGCAUGGUCCUCUUUGGAAAGCAAAAUGGAUCGGCACAACGUCAACGAUCAGAAUCGGGGGAACGAGCCGUAUGUUGAUGACAAUUUUCCUUGAGAAGGUCCCUGUGAAGACGCCAAUUCUUCUUGUGGAGAAUCGUAGUCUUCAAGCGAGUCGCAGUUUGUUUACUAGCGAGCCAUCUUUGGCUGUUCCGCGACCUUUUUGAAGACCUUUUAGCGAACUAUUCCCUGCAAGCACGUGUUCAUAAAUUUAAAAAAUCUGCGGCACCAGUGAAGACUGUCGUUUUGGACCGCAUGUCAUGAAAGAGCAGGAAAGUGGUUAAAGAUUUGUCUUAUUCGAAGAUUAUCGAACGUGGGUUUGCAAAUGUUUUUUAUGACAGACUUAUCUCAACAAACAAUGUAAUUAGGCUAUCUCUUCGUUAGUAAAUGUAUCUUUCAAAGACGGAAUUAUCUUGGCACCUCUCUAAACUUAAACAUGCGCCGCGGAUGAUCAAGCGAGGGCGGCGCGCCGCGUACUAUUGGAGAGCUUGCUGCGCAUUUGGCGCGCAGAGACGGACGGGCCAGAGGAACUCUUUGAUAUCGCGAGGAGACGACUCAAGCCGUGCGAGCCAAGCCUUCUGCGUUCAAUGGUGCUACAAAUAAUCAAUGACACGUGAUAUCUCAAACAUUCGUAAGGCGGCUCAGUACAACAUCAGAAGCGGCUCAGUACAACAUCAGAAGCGGCUCAGUACAACAUCAGAAGCGGCUCAGUACAACAUCAGAGGCGACUCAGUACAGUAUCGGAGGCGACUCAGUACAACAUCGGAGGCGACUCAGUACAGCAUCCGCACCACAAUUCACAGGGGAAUUCACGAGGUAGUCCAGUAAAACAUCCGGCGUGGAGGCAACUCUAUCAUUUGACUAAAACUAAAACUCUUCAACACGAUAAGGUGACGGAUACUUCGCGGAUUCAUUGAAGAGCGCUCCUCAGACUUCUAGGCUUGGUGGAGUCGCCACCACGACAUAUUUGUAUACUCUGCGUCUGCUCGUUGGUUGACGUACUAGAAGUGUUUACGUACUACAGCUCUCGGCUAUCGCCUGUAUCAGCAGUGGGAGACGUUUACCUACUGGUCAUCGCCUGUGCGUGUACUACAAGAAGUGGCCCUCCAAUUUGAUCUGUAAGAAUGCUGCAUCAUAAUUCGAUAUCCGUCAACGCUGCUCCAUGAAACUAGUUCCCUGGACCAAAUGCU